This is a messenger RNA of Onychomys torridus (southern grasshopper mouse), 2792 nucleotides long. It is a transcript of the gene Gtf3c5, whose product is annotated as general transcription factor IIIC subunit 5. The record is from RefSeq and is a predicted model, not a curated record. Gene Ontology annotation, cellular component: transcription factor TFIIIC complex. NCBI's taxonomy places the organism in Eukaryota, Metazoa, Chordata, Mammalia, Rodentia, Cricetidae. The coding region runs from base 310 to 1866 and encodes 518 amino acids. The transcript is spliced from 12 exons. Gene Ontology annotation, biological process: transcription initiation at RNA polymerase III promoter.
CCGGAAGGACCCGGUCGGUCCGGGCUUCGUCUGUUGGGCUAGCUGGUGGGGUAAGCCCUCGUCUCGCCAGUCUGUCCACCCCUCUUCAUUUUUAACAAACGAACAAAAACUCUCUGGACCUCUGUAGCAUCGUAAAAUAAACAGGCGCCGUGGCGCGCUGGUCCCGGAGGGCCUUCGAGUUUCGGUGAUUUAGGGAGAGGUGAACGGUAAGGAAAGCCGGAACCAUUCCUUAGCGGAACCAUUGAGGUGAGGCCUCGGGGAGCAAUUUGAGGGCCGGACCACAGGGCGCCCGGGCCGGGUCUCGUAGGCAUGGCGGCGGUGGAGCCGGACGCGGAGCCAAAGGCCGCCAUCCCUGUGGACCUACGGCGGGAACGGCGACUGGUGUGCGUGGAGUACCCUGGCGUGGUGCGUAACGAGGCCAAGAUGCUACAGACUCUGGGCGGCGAGGAAGGCGUCUCUCGAAUCUAUACUGACCCUACCAAGAGGCUUGAGCUCUACUUCCGGCCCAAGGACCCAUACUGCCACCCUGUAUGCGCUAACCGUUUCAGUACCAGCAGCAUGCUGCUCCGGAUCAAGAAAAGAACAAGACGGCGGAGAGGUGCCCUGGGGGCUGAGACCCACCCCCAGGUCACGUACGACUUGGAAAUCCUUGGCAUCAUCUCCACAAUUUACAAAUUUCAGGGAAUGUCUGACUUUCAGUACUUGGCAGUGCACACAGAAGCGGGUGGCGAGCACGUGUCCAUGUAUGACAGAGUGCUCAUGCGCAAGCCUGAGAAGGAGGAGUUCUUCCACCAGGAGCUGCCACUCUACAUUCCCCCACCCAUCUUUUCCCGGCUUGACACACCUGUGGACUAUUUCUAUCGCCCUGAGACACAGCACCGGGAAGGCUACCACAAUCCCUCCAUCUCAGGCGAGAACCUGAUUGGAUUGAGUAGAGCCCGGCGCCCCCAUAAUGCCAUCUUUGUCAACUUUGAGGACCCUGAGGUACCUCUACAGCCUUUGGAGGCUGCAGUGCAGACAUGGAAGAAGGCCUGCACCAACCCCAUAGACCAGAAGGUGGAAGAAGAGCUGAGGAAGCUCUUUGACAUUCGUCCCAUCUGGUCAAGAAAUGCUGUCAAGUCUAAUGUCAGUGUCCACCCUGACAAGCUCAAGAUCUUACUUCCCUACAUGGCUUAUUACAUGAUAACAGGUCCAUGGAGAAGCUUGUGGAUUCGAUUUGGCUAUGACCCUCGAAAACACCCAGAUGCCAAAAUUUAUCAAGUCCUUGACUUUCGAAUCCGUUGUGGAAUGAAAUAUGGUUUUGGCUCCAGGGACAUGCCUGUCAAAGCAAAGCGCAGCACAUACAACUACAGCCUCCCCAUCACUGUCAAGAAGACAUCCAACCAGCUUGCUACCAUGCAUGACUUGAAGCAGGGCCUGGGCCCAUCAGGAACAGACGGCCCACGGAAAUUGAGCUACAAUAAGUACAAGCUCAAGGAUUCAGUCUACAUCUUCCGGGAAGGGGCUCUGCCACCCUAUCGACAGAUGUUCUACCAGCUGUGUGAUUUGAAUGUGGAGGAGUUGCAGAAAAUUGUUCACCGCAAUGAUGGGACAGAGAGUGUGUGCACAGAGAGAGAUGGCUGGUGUCUCCCCAAGACCACCGACCACCUGAGGGACACCAUGUCACUCAUGAUUCUGCAGACCAUCCGCUCUGAGAGGCCUGCUCUCUUCUCCAACUCAGGUAAGGCUGAUCGUGGAAAAGGACAACUGAUGUUUGAGUCUGGAGAGGAAGGCGAGGAGGAGGAGGAGGAGGAGGAAGAGGAGGAUUUCAAGCCCUCAGAUGGGAGUGAAAAUGAGAUGGAGACAGAGAUUCUGGAUUAUGUGUGAUAUAGUGCUGGUCCCAGGCAACCAGGACAUGCUGGUAUAGCACGAUGGAACAGUUGGGACAGGACUGUGCCCCACCCAGGGUGCUGAGAUAAGGGCACUGGGCAGCCUCAGGCUGGCAGCCUGACUUCACCAAAUGGACCGGCUCUUCAGUUCCCUGGAAACACCCUGUUGUCUCACAGCUUCCUAUUGUGAAACCAGAGACGGUCAUGUCCCUGCCAAGCUGGCCUCUCUGGAAGGCUCCUCUAUGCAUGGCCUUCCAAGCCCCCAGGGCAGCAGCACCAUUUCCUGAAGGGUGCUGAGCCAGAGAUGCACAAUUGCCUUGUUUCUCUAUGUGGCCUCUGUCCCUUGAACAGCUUGGCAUACACGGUCAAGUCACAGCAAUUCCAAAGCCAAAUGCCUCGAGCCAGCCCAUCCUCCUUCCUCAACCCAUUGUUUCAUUUGGCCCAAGUGGGCACUCCUGGGAAUGGGAAGCAGCUGGACAGACCCAUGUCCCCUGCUGCCCCUGCUUCCUGCUGCUUCGAAGAGUACUCAGCCCAGAGGCAGGAAGUAGUUCUUCCCUAAAGGCUGGCCAGCCUUUCCUGUCCCCCACAAGACUUCUGUCAAAGCAGCUGCCAAGACACCUCAGCUGGGAGUACUCCCACUUCUGAGCUGCUGCCCAACCUGGUCUUUGGGGAGGAGAUCUAGGUUCUGUCCCAUCUACCCAGGAAUGCCUUGACCCUGCAGAUCUGAGGAAGGUGCUGAGCAAGGAACCCCAUGCCCUCUGAAGGCCUUGCCCACACAGAGCCCAGGACAGUGGUGGUCUUGCCUUAGGUUGGCGAGACUAGAAGGACUUCCUGAGGUCUAGCCACAUUUUGCAAAGUAUGGUGAUUCUUCUCCUGAAUUCCCAUGUAAAUAAAAAUGCUUUUAGUCUGAAAAAUGUAAAACUC